Molecule: messenger RNA, 453 nt
Organism: Triticum turgidum subsp. durum (durum wheat)
Lineage: Eukaryota; Viridiplantae; Streptophyta; Magnoliopsida; Poales; Poaceae
Source: the annotation of a GenBank genome assembly
AUGCACGCGACAAAUGUGGCAAAUGAUGAUUACAUGUAUGCGUCACAAGAAUAUGAAACCCAAUAUGAUGAUGACAAUCUUGAUGUGGAUGAUGAGGGCUUUGUUGUCAAGGGAAGAAGUGGAAAUUAUACCACCGCAGAGGAUGUGUUGAUAUGCACCACUUGGAAGAAAAUCUCUCAAGAUGCAAGCGUUGGAAGCGACCAAACAGUGAACACCUAUUGGCAACGCAUCAAGGAGUACUUCGAUGAGCGCAACACAAGUGGUCACUUCCGUUUGAGCGACUCUCUACGCGAACGUUGGUCCACCAUCAACGCCGAAUGCCAAAAGUGGGCCGGUUGCUUGUCAAACGUUGCUCGCAUGAACCCAAGUGGUUGUGAUGAUCGUACCACGGUUCACAACGCGGUGGUGUUGAUGACCCGCAUGAGUAAUAUUCAUGUGCAUUUCAAUUUCUAG